Messenger RNA from Malus domestica (apple), 3222 nucleotides. RefSeq lists its product as uncharacterized. NCBI's taxonomy places the organism in Eukaryota, Viridiplantae, Streptophyta, Magnoliopsida, Rosales, Rosaceae. Gene Ontology annotation, molecular function: mRNA binding. The record is from RefSeq and is a predicted model, not a curated record.
AGUGAUCCAUAUAGCUGCUUCCUCCAUUCGUGCACUCUCUCCAACCAAAACAAAACAGAGAUGGGGAAGAAGAAAAGCAAAGAUGGCGAUGGCGGCCGACCGAGAACCGAAAGCGAGCACUCCCCCUCCACUAUCUUCGUCUCCAACCUCCCCUUUUCUUUCACCAAAUCUCAGCUGGAAGAGACGUUCAGCGACAUUGGACCGAUUAGGAGGUGCUUUUUGGUUAUGAAGAAGGGGUCAACUGAGCACCAUGGUUUUGGUUUUGUUCAAUUUGCUGUAACAGAAGAUGCUAAUCGUGCUGUUGAGCUGAAGAAUGGUUUGUCCAUUGGAGGUCGAAAAAUAGCAGCUAAACAUGCCAUGCAUCGUGCUCCGCUUGAACAACGAAGGCCAAAGACUAAUCAAGGAACUGACGUGGAAGAGACUGUGAAGACAGAAAAUGACAAAGACGGUGACAAUUCCCAAGGGGAAAAGGAUGCUUCAAAAUUGCAGGAAAGAGUUGUUACUUUGGAAAAAAAUACAAAGAAACCUGUGAAGACUAGAAAAGCAGCAGCACUAAGUAAUGUUCAAGUGGCAAAAGUGGGUGGUUCAGAAAAGCAGAGGGUUGCCAGAACUGUUAUAUUCGGUGGUCUUCUUAAUGCUGGUAUGGCAGAAGAUGUUCAUCGCAAAGCUAGGGAGAUUGGGGACGUAUGUUCCAUCACUUAUCCUCUUCCCAAAGAAGAGCUUGAACAACAUGGUCUUGUGCAAGAUGGAUGCAAAAUGGAUGCUUCAUCUGUACUUUAUAACAGUGUCAGAUCAGCUCAUGCUUCUGUUUCUAUGUUACAUCAAAAAGAAAUAAAAGGCGGUAUUGUUUGGGCACGUCAGCUGGGUGGGGAGGGUUCCAAGACUCAGAAGUGGAAGCUCAUUGUUAGAAAUCUUCCUUUCAAGGCCAAAGAGAAUGAAAUAAAUAACAUGUUUUCACCGGCUGGGUUUGUCUGGGAUGUUUUUAUUCCACAUAAUCCUGAGACAGGGUUAUCUAAAGGUUUUGCAUUUGUCAAAUUCACACGCAAACAGGAUGCGGAAAAUGCAAUAAAAAAGCUAAAUGGACAAAUGCUUCAUAAAAGAUCCAUAGCUGUUGACUGGGCUGUUUCAAAGAAGAUAUAUGAUAGUGGCAUUAAUGCCCUUGCUUCAGAGGAUGGACAAGAGGAUGAAAGAGAUGGGGAAAGUGAUAGUAGCAGUGAUGAUUUUGAGGAUGAUGCUGGGGAUGUCUGUAUAAAGUCCCAGCACAAUGAUGGAACAGACAAUGCUCUAAAUGACUCUAACACCAUAGAGAAAACAGACAUCCCUACUGAAAUUAAUUUUGAAGAGGAAGCAGACAUUGCAAGGAAAGUUCUAAAAAACUUCAUCACACCCUCUGGUAUAGCAACUCCGGAUGAUGAUUCCACACUGCCGAAAAGGAACAAGGAGACAUCUAUUGAUAUAUCCGUUGACGAGCCUGAGAAAUUAUCUUCUGAGAUUACAAAAGCAUCAGAGGUUGAUAAGCCUGGAAAGAAAAGCAAGACCAUGGCAUCAAAUCUUAUUGAUGAAUCUUUUGAUGAGCCUAAUUACUCAUCUCUUGAGACUGCAAAAGCAUCAGACGUUACUGAGCCUGGAAAGUUAAGUAAAAGCGUGGCAUCAAAUCUUGAACAGGCAGACGAAGGAGAAGAUUUGCAUAGAACAAUUUUCAUAAGCAAUCUUCCUUUUGAGAUCACUAAUGAAGAUGUCAAACAAAGGUUUUCCACCUUUGGGAAAGUUGACUCUUUUGUCCCAGUCCUUCAUCCAGUCACCAAGCGACCCAAAGGAUCUGGCUUUCUCAGGUUUAAAACAAAAGAUGGAGCUAGUUCUGCCGUUUCAGCUGGGAAUGCGGAAUCUGGCUCGGGAAUUACUCUGAAAGGUAGACAAUUAACAGUGUUGCAGGCUUUGGAUAAAAAAUCGGCUCAUGAUAAGGAAUUAAAUGUGGCCAAGAAAGAGGACCUAGACCACCGCAAUCUCUAUCUAGCAAAGGAAGGUCUUAUUCUUGAGGGAACUCCAGCUGCAAAAGGGGUUUCAGCUAGUGAUAUGUUGAAACGCCAAAUGGCAGAAAGAAGCAAGAUGUCGAAACUUCAAUCCCCAAAUUUCCAUGUUUCCAAGACGAGAAUAGUUAUAAAAAAUUUGCUGAAGUCCAUGAAUGAAAAGGAACUAAAAAGACUUUGUAUUGAUGCAGUCACCUCACGAGCUACAAAACAAAAACCUGUUAUUCGACAGAUAAAGUUCUUGGAGGAUGUGAAGAAAGGAAAGCUUAACACAAAGAAUCACUCUCGUGGAGCUGCUUUCGUUGAGUUUACAGAGCAUCAGCAUGCGCUUGUGGCCCUCAGAGUUCUGAACAACAAUCCCGAAACUUUUGGUCCCGAGCAUCGCCCAAUUGUGGAGUUCGCACUGGAUAAUGUCCAGAAGUUGAAACUACGAAAUGCUAAGAUUCAAGGGCAGCAGAAUGCAGCUCGUCGUAAUCCAGGUGUACAGCAAAAGGAUGGCUCAAAUAGACCAGAUGCCGAUCCAAGCCAGAAGUUCAACAAACGGAAACAAAGUGGUGACAAGCAAAAUCUGGAUGAAUCAGUACCAAAUAAAGAAGAUGAAGUGGAAAACGGGGUUGGUGAUGGAACUGCCACUGACCGAGAGAGAGCUUCUAAGAGGCAUAAGAAGGGUCCAUUCGGAAAGGAAAAGAAGAUCUCAUCAACAAAAGUACCAGGAGGCGCAACAGACAAUCAUCAAGAUGGCGUGAAGCCUGGUCGUGGGGGAUCAUUCGAACGUGAAUCCAUGGCCAAUGGUGCACAAACAUCAAAAUCUAUGGGAAAGGCAAAUGUAGGAGCUCAAAAGAGGAAGCUGCAAGCGCAGAAAGAGGUGGAGGGGGGAGAGACUGAAACGAGGAGAAAAAGGCCAAAGAAAAAUAAAGACCCAUUAGGGCGGGACGUUGUGGAUAAACUGGACAUGCUGAUCGAACAAUAUAGAUCCAAGUACUCACAACGUAGCUCCGCCCAAACCGAUGGCGAAAAGCAAGGUUCCAAGAAGCUUAGAAAAUGGUUCCAAUCAUAACUUUUCGUUUGAUCUUGUGAAAUUCCAUGGUGAUAAAUCUCUCAAGAGAGAAACUGUAAAAGCAGCGGCUAUAUAUUUUGCGAUUGUUUAAAUUGGUAUUGAAUUCGUCAUCCACGAAAUUUGUCUCUCACUUGCAAA